AGACUGAUUAUUAGGGUUCGAAUCUCCGUAAAUGUAUAGUCCUUGAUAAAUCAAACUGGAAGCCGACUAGGGUUCGAACCUCCCGAAGCUAACAAAAAUUGGAAUUUACGAAGCAUUGCGAAGCAAGGAGAGUGGCAAUGGAAGAGCUUCCACAUCAAGCAGAAGCAUCCAUGGGCACUAGCUGCAAGAAGGGGAAGAAGAAAUCAGUGAGUCUGGAGGAACCGCAGAAAAGAGCUAAGAAGAAAGCCGGGGCUACUUCAGUCAACGAAGUGCAGCCUACAGGUCGUUUAGAUGACUCCCGGGUGAAGGUUUCAGAGUUUGAUCAUUGUGUUGAAAAUCAUUUUAGAGCCAUUGAUGCAAUUGCCGAGCUCUAUGGCGAGGCAGAAAAUGGCGAAGGCGGAGUUGAUGAAAGUGACUUUCAGCGGUUUUCAUCCUCCACAACUUUCUUAAGGGAAUGGAAGUUCUACAAUUAUGAGCCGAAAACCGUCAAGUUUACAAGCGAUUCGAGAGUUCCUGAGGGUAAGGAUGCUGAUAUCACGAUGGAAUUGCCACAGUUUUCUUCUGCGGCUGUUCUAAAGAAUGGAGCACCGCCCGGAGCCACUACAUCUCUGGACUUUAGAAACUUUAUCAUGCAUGUUGGUGGGCCUGUUUGGGCCAUAGAUUGGUGUCCUCUAGUUCAUGAAAGGACCGACUCCCUUAUCAAAUGUGAGUUUAUUGCUGUUUCUGCUCAUCCACCUGGCUCUUCUUAUCACACGAUGGGCAUCCCGCUCAGUGGAAGAGGUAUGGUGCAGAUAUGGUGCUUAGUGCAUGGCACCGAAAGCCAUGAAUCAGAAACGACCAGUGCAACAGAGUGCAAGGAUUCAGACUUAUCUCAACCAAAGAGGCCUAGAGGAAGACCCCCUGGGCGCAAGAAAAAUGGGGCGUCGGCCUUACCAUCUCAACCAAAGAGACCUAGAGGAAGGCCUAAAAAGAAACAAGAAGAACCUAAUGAUGAUAACAAGGUUGCCAGUUACCAACUUGUUCAGCCCCUUUCUGUUGAAUACCCAGAUGUUUCAUCCAACUUGCUUGAGAUUGAUGACGUCCCUCACAAUUCUGAAAAACCUGUAUCACUGGAAAACAGUGUUGAAAGAGGGAGCAGUACCAUUGAAGAAAUUUCUACGUGCAAUUCUGAAGAUGAAGUUCCUGUGCAGAAGAGAAGAGUGAGAAGAAAUGCUGAUACUAAGAAUCAUGUUGAUGAUGUGGGAACAUUAUCACUUAUAGAGAAUCGAGAAGAUGGAUUUAAUGCUACAAAUCAUGAGGCAAAUGAGAAUGUUACAAGUGAGUAUUCUGGAGAAGACACUCUAUUAUGUAAGAACAUUUCAGAGAAUGCUAUUUUAGACACUGGCUCAACUGGAUUUUCUAUUCCGGAGAGUGUUGCUUUGCCUAGACUAGUAUUGUGCUUAGCUCACAAUGGAAAGGUAGCGUGGGAUUUGAAAUGGAAGCCAACUAAUGCGCGUACUACCAAGUGCAAGCAAAGAAUGGGCUACCUUGCUGUCUUGCUGGGCAACGGAUCUCUAGAAGUUUGGGAGGUUCCUUUUCCCCAUGUAGUGAAGGCCAUCUAUUCUAAACUCAAUGGGGAAGGUACAGAUCCUCGCUUUGUGAGGUUGAAGCCUACUUUCAGAUGCUCGAUGUUGAGAAGUGCAGAUACACAGAGCAUCCCUCUGACAGUGGAAUGGUCGCCAACACCUCCUUAUGAUUAUCUACUCGCUGGAUGUCAUGAUGGAACGGUCGCCUUGUGGAAGUUUUCUGCAAAUAGUACCGCUGAAGAUACGAGGCCUUUACUUCGUUUUAGUGCCGACACAGUUCCAAUAAGAGCGGUUGCAUGGGCACCAAGUGAAAGUGAGCCCGAAAGUGAAAAUGUGAUACUAAUUGCUAGUCAUGGAGGCAUAAAAUUUUGGGACCUAAGAGAUCCUUUCCGUCCCUUGUGGGACCUUCAUCCGGCACCAAGGAUAAUAUAUAGUUUGGAUUGGCUUCCUAAUCCUAGAUGCGUUUUUUUAUCCUUUGAUGAUGGAACAUUGAGACUUCUCAGUUUGCUAAAGGCUGCAUAUGAUGUUCCAGUAACUGGUCAACCCUUCACAGCAAUAAAACAAAAAGGUUUACACACUUACUGUUGUUCACCAUUUGCUAUCUGGAGUAUUCAAGUGUCAAGGCAGACAGGCAUGGUUGCUUACUGCGGUGCUGACGGAGCUGUUGUCCGUUUCCAGCUUACUACGAAAGCAGUGGACAAAGAAAAUUCACGCAACCGCACCCCACAUUUUGUAUGCGAAUACUUAACCGAGGAGCAAUCAAUUAUUACAAUCCACUCUCCAGCAUCAGAUGUUCCAAUCCCUUUGAAAAAGCUAGCCAACAAAUCUGAACAGCCAUUGUCCAUGCGAGCUAUUCUAUCUGAUUCCAUGCAGCCAAAUGAAGGAAAUGACAAAAGUGCCACAACUUCAGCAUUGGAAAAUGAAUCAGCCCUUUGCUAUGAUGACGAUGUCGGCGUUGAAUCUGGGUCUGAGGAUACGCCGAUGUCUAUUCAGAAUAAAAACCAAACUCAAUCAAAGAGCAAGAAGAAGGGAGUGGUCAACCAAGAAUUGGAACAUAGCCAUGAGCCUAGUGAUUCACAGACAGAUGAUGACGUAGUGCCUGGUUCGGGGGAUCACUUCGAAAAUUUCCCCCCCAAAUCAGUUGCAUUGCAUAGACUGAGAUGGAACAUGAACAUUGGGAGUGAAAGAUGGUUGUGCUAUGGGGGAGCAGCUGGAAUUCUACGCUGUCAGGAGAUUGUGCUGUCUGCUCUCGAUAAGAAGUUGAUGGCGAAGAAAUGAACUUUACUAAAAAAAAUGGCUUUGCCAAAAUGUUUGUGCAGCUGAUUUUCAUGAGGCGACGCUUGCUCAAUUCACUGUACAGUCAAUUAGAUCAGAAACCAUGGUGCCUUCAUCCUUGAGGGGCCAAAUUAUGGGAGCAGCCAAAGGAAUCAGAGAGCAUGACCUUAGGAUAACUGAAGACCAUUAACUGUGGAAAUUAGAUGAAAGGAGUUCAAGAGCCGAAGCAGAUGAUUUGAUCUGGGUUUUGGGUUCAGUUGAAAAGGAACGGGAAAAGAAUUGUUGGAGGAACCUCAGCAGCCAUGAUUAGAUAAACUGUAUCUUUUAGCCAAUUGUGUAUUCUAAAAUUAGUGACUCAAAGCUCAUCUCCUUAGCUUACAGGAGGAGUUAUGAGACAGUUUGGCUACUAUCGGGCUCGAUUACCUGAGGAAGAGAUGGGGUUUGUUUUCAUCUAUGAACUUCCUUUUUCAUAUGCACAUUACCAAUGUAUUUCGUAAUGUUUUUUUUUUUU
Molecule: messenger RNA, 3351 nt
Organism: Cucurbita pepo subsp. pepo (vegetable marrow)
Lineage: Eukaryota; Viridiplantae; Streptophyta; Magnoliopsida; Cucurbitales; Cucurbitaceae
Biological process (GO): transcription by RNA polymerase III
Cellular component (GO): transcription factor TFIIIC complex
Molecular function (GO): protein binding; DNA binding
Source: RefSeq, a predicted model, not a curated record